Zingiber officinale is the source of this 1282-nucleotide messenger RNA. Its product is annotated as protein PEROXIN-4-like. The transcript has 8 exons. Lineage: Eukaryota; Viridiplantae; Streptophyta; Magnoliopsida; Zingiberales; Zingiberaceae. Bases 358 to 1083 code for a protein of 241 amino acids. The record is from RefSeq and is a predicted model, not a curated record.
GACUGUACCUUGUGGAACCAAACCCCAUCGUUGAGAAUCCGCCGCAAGAACCGAUUGCAGACGAGCGGUAGCAAUCGCGCUGUGGAGAGGAAGCAUCGACAUCAAGCAACUCGAACUCGCCGGAACUGCGGCGCCUCAACGGAGCGAGUUGAUUCGCUGACGGAGAUGCCCCCAGUUUAGUGAUCACGUUUUUCCUUACCCUAGGCGUUGCCGAAAUCGCCCAGGCCGAAACCCUAGAGCGCACCGUGGGAGACAAAGCCGCCAUCCCGACUACACAGCGACCGCAAGGUGGGGAAAGACCAUUCGUGUCGGAGUUUACCAGUUCGCGAAAUAGAACAGGGGCCGUCGAACUGAUUGAUGAUGCCCGUAAUUGACGGACGAGAUGUUACUAGAUUCGACGAUACACGAUUCUUCCAUCCAGCGGACUCGUAUUUCUCGUCCAGUUCGUUCCUCUUUUCCCUGCUGCGGGAACAUUUUCGAUCUGCCGUUCCACGGUUGGAGGUUCUACUACCUGAAGGAAUAUGCAUAAUGGCUAGGUGGGCGUCAAGCUGGUUGCCUUGUUUUGGUUCUGUUGGUUUUGAGUCUCCAAUCUCCAGGAAACCAAAUAUCAUGCAGGCAUCAAGAGCUAGGCUUUUGAAGGAGUACAAAGAGGUUCAGAGAGAAAAAGCAGCUGACCCAGACAUUCAAUUGGUCUGUGAUGAUUCUAACAUUUACAAGUGGACCGCUCUAAUUAAGGGACCUUCAGAAACUCCAUACGAAGGCGGUGUGUUUCAGCUUGCAAUUGCUAUUCCAGAGCAGUACCCUUUGUUACCCCCACAAGUUCGAUUCCUAACAAAAAUCUUUCACCCGAAUGUGCAUUUCAAGACCGGGGAGAUUUGCCUCGACAUCUUGAAGAAUGCUUGGAGCCCUGCAUGGACUCUACAAUCUGUUUGCCGAGCCAUAAUUGCUUUAAUGGCCCAUCCGGAGCCUGAUAGCCCUCUCAAUUGUGAUUCAGGAAAUCUCCUGCGGUCUGGCGAUAUAAGGGGCUAUUGUUCGAUGGCAAGAAUGUACACUAGACUCGCUGCUGCUCCAAAAAAGGGCUAAGCAUCAACUGUAUCCUUCAAAACUUCGUAGACCCUCGCAUAUAAUAUGAUGUGUGAUUGUAGUAUGAAAUUCUUAAUAUUGAUGGCUAUUAUAGUUAUAGAUCUUAAACUCUUGGCAUAUAAUACGCUGAGUGAUUGUAGUAUGAACUGUAAUAUUGAUUACUGUUAUAGUUCAUGAUCUUUGGCCUGUUAAUUGAACA